CCCACCUCGGAGGUCGAUGAUUGCUGCGUUCUAGGUUGGGCCCUACGCCGAGCCCGCUACCUCAGGGCCCAGAAACACGAUGCCCAGUGAAACACUCUGGGAAAUUGCCAAAGCUGAAGUGGAAAAAAGAGGAAGUAUGGGUAAUGAAGGUGAUGGAGUUGAAAUUGGAGAAAGAUCUGUUUUCUUCAUUGGCAGUAAAAACGGGGGAAAGACUACUAUUAUUCUACGGUGUCUUGACAGGGAUGAGCCACCAAAACCAACCUUAGCUUUGGAAUAUACAUAUGGAAGAAGAGCAAAAGGGCACAACACACCCAAACAUAUUGCUCACUUUUGGGAACUGGGUGGAGGAACCUCUUUAUUGGACUUAAUCACCAUACCAAUCACAAGUGACACCUUACGGACGUUUUCUGUUGUUCUUGUUUUGGAUCUUUCAAAACCUAAUGACCUGUGGCCCACCAUGGAAAAUCUGUUGCAAGUCACAAAAAGCCACAUAGAUAAAGUGAUAAUGAAGCUGGGAAAGACAAACUCUAAAGCAGCUUCUGAAAUGAGACAGAAGAUAUGGAGUAAUCUGCAGAAGGAUCAUCCAGAUCGUGAAUUGAUUGACCCAUUUCCAAUACCCCUGGUUAUAAUCGGAAGUAAAUAUGAUAUUUUUCAGGAUUUUGACUCUGAGAAGAGAAAGAUAAUAUGCAAGACACUUCGAUUUGUUGCACAUUAUUAUGGAGCAUCAUUAAUGUUUACCAGUAAAUCUGAAGCUUUAUUACUAAAAAUACGUGGUGUCAUCAACCAGUUGGCAUUUGGCAUUGACAAAAGCAAAUCAAUAUGUGUGGAUCAGAAUAAACCACUGUUUAUCACAGCAGGAUUGGAUUCCUUAAGUCAAAUAGGAUCCCCUUCUGUUCCUGAUAAUGAUAUUGGAAAGCUUAAUGCCCGUUCACCAAUGGAGCUGUGGAAGAAAGUGUAUGAAAAGUUCUUUCCACCAAAGAGUAUCCACACGCUAAAAGAUAUCAAGGACCCCGCACGAGACCCUCAAUAUGCUGAAAGUGAAGUUGAUGAGAUGAGAAUUCAGAAGGACCAGGAACUUGAACAGUACAAAAGAAAUUCUUCCAAGUCUUGGAAACAAAUUGAGUUUGAUUCUUGAACCUAACUAUUGUGUAUUUAUUUCUUCUUUCCCAAAUACAAGUAAGAUUGUUUUAUUAAUUAACUGUUGUGGUAAUAUGUGAAGAAAGUUAAGAUGUGCAGUUUGUUAAAAGAAAAGCUGAAUUUCUUGUGCUAGUGCAACUCUCUGGAUAAUUCAGUCUUUUAAAAGGAAAACAAUUGUGUAACUACAUGAAAUAUUCUUUUAAAUAAGAGCAUCUUUUCCUAAGUACUUCUAA
Molecule: messenger RNA, 1370 nt
Organism: Trichechus manatus latirostris (Florida manatee)
Lineage: Eukaryota; Metazoa; Chordata; Mammalia; Sirenia; Trichechidae
Gene: DYNC2LI1
Product: dynein cytoplasmic 2 light intermediate chain 1
Exons: 13
Coding region: 80-1135 (351 amino acids)
Biological process (GO): intraciliary transport involved in cilium assembly; intraciliary retrograde transport
Cellular component (GO): ciliary basal body; axoneme; cytoplasmic dynein complex
Molecular function (GO): dynein heavy chain binding
Source: RefSeq, a predicted model, not a curated record